AUGACUUCGACCACGUCGCCACCCUCGUCGCAGGAUCCCUCACAGAAUCUGGCGGUGUUGCCUCCUAUAAUCACAGAUAACACCGUGAAGCCGCAGCCGCCAAUCCGACAGCGAUCGUCCUCGUAUGCGAAAGAUCGUCUCUCCACGCAAUCCAACCUCUCCCUCGCCUCUCAAAACCGGUCGCGCCCGGGAUCGCACGUUUUUCCCAUCUUCCAUUCCAGUCUGCCGUACUCCCUCGUUCGGGAUUUCGCAUACCCUUCGAUUCAUCCGCUCCACUAUGGCCCGCUGCCCCCACGUGCUUCGGGAAUGUCCUCCCCGGUGAGCGAGCACCGACGGCUGUCAGACCCUCCGGCCCCAUGGGACACGUCGCGUGGGCAGUGGUCAACCGGACCGUGGAGCACCGACCAUAGUUAUGGGCACCAACAGCUCCCUGCGAUGUCGUUCGGCGACGGGCCGCCAUACAGUGAGGAUGAAGACUUGCACAGUCCGGUAUUUACAACGCCCCGACACCGAAAGAAUAAGUCUACCGGGACAGACUUGAAUGGACACAAGAGCAGGAACCCCGGUGAUCAGGCCGGCGUGGAUUACUUCGGCGGCGCGGAGCGCGGAACGUUUGUGAGCAUGAACGCAGAUGGUAGCGAGACGUACUAUGUGAACGAUGAGGAUUCGGCCGACGACGGGCCCGGGGGGGAAUAUGUCACGUACCCGGCCUCCGAGAGCCGAUAUUCGCACGCGGGCGCCUAUGAAGGGUACCAGGGUUAUGAACCGGAGUCCUUCGAGUCGGAGGACGACUAUGGAGGGGACCGAUACUCUCGAGAUUUCCAAUUCGCCGUAGGAUGCCCCGACGAGGAGAUGCAUGGGAAGGCCGUUGCGCUGUUCGACUUCACUCGAGAGCACGAAAACGAACUCCCCCUGACGGAGGGCCAGGUGAUCUUCGUCUCGUAUCGGCAUGGCCAGGGCUGGCUGGUUGCAGAGGAUCCCAAAACCGGCGAGAGCGGCCUGGUGCCGGAGGAGUUUGUCCGGCUACUUCGAGACAUCGAGGGAGGGUUGACCUCGCUGAACGGAGAGUCCGAGACCGAAUUGACUGGGAACCACACGCAACACGUCAGCCCGGACUCGACCGACUCCCAGCAAGCCAUCACGCCCACUCAAGACGACCAGCACGCCUUGGGGUCUGGCAACGAGUCGACACAAGUCACCACGAAUGGGCAGACAAAACCGGAUGGUCAGACGGUCACUACGGGUGGGGACUCGGAUUCGAACACAUCACAUUUCCUCCAAUCCCCAUCCCAGCAAGGGGUCUCGACAACGGAGCCAGUCUCGGAGAAGAAACCAGAGGAUGGAAACCAGGCCAACGUUACGAAGUCAUGA
Aspergillus steynii IBT 23096 is the source of this 1371-nucleotide messenger RNA. Its product is annotated as adaptor protein NBP2. Bases 1 to 1371 code for a protein of 456 amino acids. Gene Ontology annotation, molecular function: protein binding. NCBI's taxonomy places the organism in Eukaryota, Fungi, Ascomycota, Eurotiomycetes, Eurotiales, Aspergillaceae. The transcript has a single exon. The record is from RefSeq and is a predicted model, not a curated record.